Messenger RNA from Anastrepha obliqua, 922 nucleotides. Its product is annotated as calcyclin-binding protein. Gene Ontology annotation, molecular function: ubiquitin protein ligase binding; tubulin binding; S100 protein binding. Gene Ontology annotation, biological process: heart development. Bases 115 to 786 code for a protein of 223 amino acids. Gene Ontology annotation, cellular component: nucleus. The transcript has 3 exons. The record is from RefSeq and is a predicted model, not a curated record. Lineage: Eukaryota; Metazoa; Arthropoda; Insecta; Diptera; Tephritidae.
UUAGAUUCACACAUUUUUGGGGUUUAAAAUUGUGAACAACUGCGUUUUUACUGCGAUCAAAAAUCCUUUGGGAGGCAAAUUAUUUUACUAAUAUAAAACAAACCAAACUUAAAGAUGUCUAUGGAAGACUUGCGUCAAGACGUAGCGGAGUUGAAUAAACUGCUCGACGGGGUUAUACGUCCUCGUAUUCGAAAUACUUUACUUGCCGCUAAAGCCGAGAUUGAGAAAGAAAUUGUUACUCUAGAGAUGAAAGAGCACCUUGCCACCCAAAAGAAAGCAGGGGGUGCAGUUGCAACACCGAAAAGAUAUUUGGUGGAAUUGACUGAAUACGCUUGGGACCAGAGUGACAAGUUUGUAAAGUUGUUUGUUACAUUGGAUGGUGUCCAAAACAUUGACGAAUCGAAUGUUGACGUCACAUUCAAUGAAAAUUCAUUGGUAUUGAAAGUCAGCGAUCUAAAGGGCAAAGAUUAUGGUUUGACUAUCAACAACUUGCUCGAUAGUAUAAAUAUAGAGAAGAGCUAUCGCAAAGUUAAGAAUGACAUGGUCGCCAUUUAUUUAAAGAAAAAUGAGGAAGGCAAACAUUGGGACCACCUAACCACCAUACAGAAGCGUUUGAAGCAAAAGUCGGAUGCUGAAUUCGAAAACUCCGAGGAUGCUUCACCUGAAAAUGCUCUUGUGAACAUAAUGAAGAAAAUGUAUAACAGCGGUGAUUCAAAAACAAAACAAAUGAUUGCCAAGGCGUGGACUGAAGGCCAACAAAAAGCCCAUUUACAGAAUGAGAUUUAAUGACACAUUUUUGUUCCGGUAUAAAACAAAACAUUCUUCAAUGCGAUAUUUAACAAAUAUAUUUAUAUAAUUUUUUUUUUUACAUUAUAAGUGAAAAUAGAUUAUUUCAAAUAAACCAUAGUACAGUAAUUACGCA